AUGUCCCCCACCCCCCACCCUCUUCCCACCACACAGGGCGGGUCAGUGACAGAAGCAGUUGUGUGGCAGUGUUUGGCGGAGGCGUAUCUAACUGGCGGGCGGGCGGCAGAUGCCGACCUUUGUGUGGCCAAGUGUCAGACGCUGGACCCAUACUCUGCUGACACGUGGAUGGUGGCAGGCAUGCUUGAAGAGGCAAGAGGCUGCCCCGAGGAGGCCCUUGCCUGCUACCGCAGUGCCUUGGCCAUCGACCAAUGGCACGCUGCCAGCAAGGCACGGCUGGGAGCCCUGCUGCUGCAGAUGGGCGGGGAGUGGCUGCACAUGGCGCAGGUGUACCUGAGGGAGGUGGUAUCUGGUGAUGGGUUUGAUGCACGUGCGUGGCAUGUGCUGGGAUUGGUGGAGAGAGGGCGUGGGGAUGUGGGAGCUGCUGCCGAGUGUUUCAGGCGAGCUAUGGAGGCGGAGGAAACGGCCCCUGCUGUGCCGUUUAAUACACUUAGGCCGAUCCUGCCGCAGCUGCUUCUGUAA
Molecule: messenger RNA, 522 nt
Organism: Closterium sp. NIES-65
Lineage: Eukaryota; Viridiplantae; Streptophyta; Zygnematophyceae; Desmidiales; Closteriaceae
Source: the annotation of a GenBank genome assembly